Molecule: messenger RNA, 414 nt
Organism: Postia placenta MAD-698-R-SB12
Lineage: Eukaryota; Fungi; Basidiomycota; Agaricomycetes; Polyporales; Adustoporiaceae
Exons: 2
Coding region: 1-414 (137 amino acids)
Source: RefSeq, a predicted model, not a curated record
AUGGCCCGCUUCGCUGCCCUCUUCCUCAUCGCCGCCGCUCUCCCCUUCGCGUUCGCCACCUCGAGCACGCAGCAAUGUUCUGACAUGGAGUUCUUCUACCCCGACAAAGCGUGCUGCCUGCCCUACGGUGGCCAGCAGAACCCUCCGACGCCCCCUCAGGGUAACCAACAGUGCCCUUCGAGUGGCUGGGAAUGGCACGACGGCAAGCAAUGCUGUGUGCCUCAGCAGCCUCCCGAGCAGAACCCCCCUCCUCAAUGCGGUAGUGGAUGGGAAUGGAACCACGAUGCGUCCACCUGCUGCGAACCGACCAAAUCGUCAUCGGCUCCCAAAUCGACGCCUUCUGCGAACCGCCGUAGUAACACGCCUACCGGCAACCACAAGCGCAACCUCAAGUCUCGCGCUCAUGCCCUUUGA